AUGACAAGAAAAAUUCUUCGAGUGCUCAUUCAUUUCUUGUUGGAUCAUCACUGGGAAGAAAUGGACUUUGAAAAUUGUGUAAAAUUUGUGUGUCAUCAUGAUCUGGAUUAUGCCACGAGUCAUGCGAUUUCUCAUCUCAUUACACAAGCGUUCCCAACAUCAAGAAUGACCAUUCAGAGUGCAUGGGUCAUUGAUUGUUUGGAAGUAUGGACGCGAGAAGAUCCCGAAUCAGCACAACAAGCCUUCUCUGAAAAUUCCUAUCAUUUCGGGUCGACUCUGAUUUGGGAUUUGUGUACACACUAUUUCACCACACAACAUUCGAGACUUUUUGAACAAUGUCCUCAUCCGAGAAGAGAGAAGGAUAUGAAAUCAACAACAAAUGAAACCACUAAUUUAGAGGAACGACGAAGAGAUUUAUUACAAGUUGUGGAAUAUUUGUUAUCACAUGGUGCAGAUGUUGAGAAGGGUUUUGUGAGAUCGAAUUUUGUUUCGUUGACUCCCUUAUCGAUUGCUUCAAGUUGUGGACAUUUAGAAACUGUGAAAUUACUACUUCAAUACGGUGCACAACCUUUCAAAUUUGGUAACAUUUACUAUCAAUAUGAAUGUCCACUCUAUGAGGCGUUGAAUUCACGACAUUUUCAAGUAUUUCAAGAAUUGUGUCAUCGAAAUUAUUCAUGUCUUUCUGAAAUUUGUUGGUAUGAACACAUGGAUGGUACGGAACAGAAUGGUUAUGAAUCAUUGAUACGAGGCUACUCGAGUCCUGGGUUGAUUGAUGCUUUGGAUGAACGUUUUUUUCUAAUGGAAUUUGUUCAGGGACAUGUCGAUUCAGAAUUAUUACUCGAAAUGCAACAAUAUUGGAAUAUAGAUGUGGAUCAGUGGAAAUGUAUUUCUCGAGGUUUUCAUCAAUUCUUUAAGAAUUUGAAAACAAGUCUAAAUGUUGGACUCUGCUCCGAUAUUGAGAUUGUAUUCGGUCCAACCUCUUUCUCAAAUGAAUAA
Molecule: messenger RNA, 996 nt
Organism: Naegleria lovaniensis
Lineage: Eukaryota; Heterolobosea; Eutetramitea; Acrasida; Naegleriidae
Exons: 1
Coding region: 1-996 (331 amino acids)
Molecular function (GO): protein binding
Source: RefSeq, a predicted model, not a curated record